GUUUUACUGUGGUCAGCGCAAAUCAUUCUGAUGUGUUGUAACUUCAAACAGCCGUGUUAUAUUUUAAUUGGCUUCAUUUUUCUCGAAGACUUCUUGACGAUUAUCUUCUGCUCCUUAACUAAAAGAUUCAAAAAAGGAGUAGCAAUCGCAAUAUUGUGUAUUUCAGUGGCUUGUUUUGUGGUUGCUUUAUCUACGAUUUAUGUUGGACGGUUAGGUGUAAGUGAAUUGAAAUGCCAAGUAAAAUUUUCCAUUUUCACAUUUACUCCUGUAAUCAUCUCUUGAACUAUUGUGAUGUGUUUAUUUUCCAUAUGGAAUUUCAGUUAUUUGCUAGUUUCUAUAUUCUUGAGGUCAGGCGAGUAUACACUGACAUGCUAGUAGGAAUCAGGUUGGAGUACUUUUCCAGCAAUUCAAUAAUCUCAGU
Trichobilharzia szidati is the source of this 421-nucleotide messenger RNA. NCBI's taxonomy places the organism in Eukaryota, Metazoa, Platyhelminthes, Trematoda, Strigeidida, Schistosomatidae. The record is from the annotation of a GenBank genome assembly.